AUGCAAAUGAGAUCAGUUAGAGCUGCUCUUCACAUUCUCUCUGUAUCGCUCACUUUUAAUCAUCAAAACCAUUUGCAUCCAAGAACCCGAACAAAGACAUUUCCUCAUGACUUGAGCUGCGAGACUCGACCUCAAAUCAUGACAAUGAGCUUCUUUGGAAAACUGAAGAACCUACACAGUGGACCUCCAGCUCCUCCCAGAAGAACAGAUGACAAUGCAGGAUGGCCACAGGAUGAGUUUGAUGAUGAUGAUGGUGACAUGUAUGAAGCGCCUCCCUGUGAGCGUCCAGCUGUGAAAGUGCCACAGAGACAAGUGGAGGAGAACGUUUACCUGGAGAGGACAUCUAAUCCUGCUGUCCCACAGAGGCAGGCUGCUCCUCCGCCCAGACCAGUCAAAUUCUCGAAACCUCAACAACAUGCUGAUUUCUACUACGAAUCCCCCAACACCAAGAAACCACCUGAGGUGGACAGAAAUGAGAAGCCCGGAAGAAAGAAGAUGAUGCCUCCUCCACCAGUCCGCUCUGCUCCUGCUCCGGUCUCUGUGCCCAACACAGAGGAAGAUGUGUAUUUGGAUCCAAAUGAAGAGCAGGAAGAUAAUGACGACCUGUAUUUAGAGCCCACAGCUGCCUGCCCUCCUCCUGCCCCUCGUGCACCAACGAGAAUGCCUCCCAAAACAGUGACUGUACCUUCUCCCAAACCCAUGAUGAAACCUCCAGUUCCCAGAGCUAAGUCUAAUUCACUCUUGCCUUCCUUGAAUGAGGUAAAAGCAGCUCCUUCGUUUGAAGCAAGACGUGCCACAUUUCCAACCAAACUCCCUGUACCAACUCCCAGUGUUAAGCCCCCCCCAAACCUGAAGGAAUCCAAACCCAGCCCUCCAAAUCCUCCUAUGGUAGCCACUAAGCCUGUGGCCUCCCUUGGUGGUAUGAGGGCAACUAAACAAUCUGGGAAUGAGGACAAACAGUGGUUUGCUGGAGAUUGCAAUAGGAAGACAGCUGAGGAUCUCUUACUGAAGGUCAACAAGGAUGGUGCCUUUCUCAUCCGACACAGCUCAGCCCAGAGCACCCGGCAGCCGUACACCCUCGCCGUGCUCUACCAGCAGAAGGUGUACAACAUUCCCAUCCGCUUCCUGGAGGAGACACGAGGUUACGCCCUGGGAAAAGAGGGCAAGAAGAAUGAAGAGAUGUUCGGCACCCUAGACGAGAUGAUUUCCCAUCACAAGAAUAACCAGCUGUUUCUGAUAGACAGCAAGAGCCAAGCCAAGCACACAGCGUAUUUAACCCACCCUGUACGCCCUUAAAACUACACUACUAAGAGCUUCAUAUGGGUUAUACGAGGAUAAUUGCACAGUUUGAAAGUUUCCCACUUGGAAAAGAUUGUAGGUCUUCUGUGUGUCAUCUAAUUACAACUCUAUGAAAUCAGCUAUACAGCUAAAGUACAGAUUGAAAUAGACAAUGCAAACGUUGAUGCACUGAAAACUUAGCAGAGAUUAUGUAAAUGAAAGCAACGGUUGGUCCAAGAACACUUUAACCCCAAAACUCAAAGAUAAGCAGAGAUCGUAAUUGAUUUUCCUUUUUUGUGCCAUGUCAUCGUUUUAGCAAUAAUUGCACAAGGUUAACUGUUCUCUAGUCAAAAGGAAAACGUGUCACUGUAUUGCUGUAACAGUCUUGAUGUUUCUCAAAAUUAUGACUAUGCUGUCAGACCACUGUAUUUCACUAACUUUUAAACAUACAAACGUAUAUAUUUAUGCUGUUUUACAUCAUCAGAACCUCUGAACAUGCAGCUAAAAUUUUGACAAUUUUUCCCCUCCUGCUCAUUUCCGCUGUUAUGGUCGUAUGUGAUGAACCGUUGAGAUAAAUGUCUCCAUGAAUCAGUAAUGUUUAUUUUAGUACAGAUUUGAUAUCUUUUCCCUAGUUUAGUUUGAUGGUUUGUGUCUUUUCAGUGUGAUAUUGUAGAUAUUGUGCAAUACAGACCCAAAGUC
Molecule: messenger RNA, 1977 nt
Organism: Morone saxatilis (striped sea-bass)
Lineage: Eukaryota; Metazoa; Chordata; Actinopteri; Moronidae
Product: B-cell linker protein
Biological process (GO): cell surface receptor protein tyrosine kinase signaling pathway; intracellular signal transduction
Source: RefSeq, a predicted model, not a curated record